Cryptomeria japonica (Japanese cedar) is the source of this 2511-nucleotide messenger RNA. Its product is annotated as FACT complex subunit SSRP1. Bases 190 to 2130 code for a protein of 646 amino acids. The record is from RefSeq and is a predicted model, not a curated record. Gene Ontology annotation, cellular component: nucleus; FACT complex. NCBI's taxonomy places the organism in Eukaryota, Viridiplantae, Streptophyta, Pinopsida, Cupressales, Cupressaceae. The transcript is spliced from 16 exons. Gene Ontology annotation, molecular function: DNA binding; nucleosome binding; histone binding.
GAUAGCAAAUACACGCAUACCGUCUGUGAACAGCGGUGUCCGUAUAUAAUCGUAGGGAUACGCAAAUUGGCGGGUUAUCUGGUGGUGCUUAAAAACCCUUCAGUGCUCAAAACUCUUUUCAAAACAGAGUUGUAAACAUUCUGCACUGUUUCUGCUCAGACAAAGCUCACCGCUGUGCAUCUCUUCAACAUGGCCGAUGGCCACCAGUUCAACAAUAUUUUGCUUGUCGGUCGAGGUGGAACGAAUCAGGGGCAACUGAGGAUACACUCUGAAGGCAUUGUAUGGAGGAAGCAGGGUGGAGGCAAGGUGGUUGAGGUGGGUAAAACAGAUGUUGCAAGCUUGAGUUGGACUCGAGUUCCCAGGGGCUAUCAACUUGGCGUUAAGCUGAAAGCUGGUCUGAAUGUCAAGUUUGCUGGAUUUCGUGAGCAGGAUGUCAGUAAUUUGACAAAUUAUAUGAAGACUACAAUGGGAAUCUCACCAGAGGAAAAACAUCUAUCUCUAAGUGGACGAAACUGGGGAGAAAUUAGUCUAGAUGGGAAUAUGUUAUCAUUUGUAGUAGGCUUACAACAAGCCUUUGAAGUAUCCUUGGCAGAUGUCUCACAAACACAGCUUCAGGGAAAGAAUGAUGUUGUCCUAGAAUUCCAUGUGGACGAUACUACUGGAGCUAUUGAGAAAGAUUCUUUAAUGGAAAUGAGUUUCCACAUCCCAACUACAAAUACAACUUUUGCUGGAGAUGAAACUCAACCCCCAGCACAAAUAUUUCGUGAGAAAAUUAUGUCUAUGGCUGAUGUCGGAUCAUCAGGUGAAGAACCAAUUGCCUCAUUUGAAGAUGUUGCAAUACUCACUCCAAGGGGUCGUUACAUUGUUGAUCUUCAUAUUUCAUUCUUACGACUUCAAGGCCAAGCUAAUGAUUUUAAGAUUCAAUACAGUAGUAUUCUCCGCCUUUUUAUUCUACCAAAGUCAAAUCAACCCCAUACAUUUGUUGUCAUAUCUUUGGAUCCACCAAUCCGUAAGGGUCAAACUUUUUAUCCACAUAUUGUUUUGCAGUUUGCUACAGAAGAAGUAGCUGAAUGUGCACUUUCAAUAAGUGAUGAGUUGCUAAGUUCAAAGUACAAAGACAAGCUUGAGCCUUCUUAUAAGGGGCUUUCACAUGAAGUAUUUACACAAAUUUUGCGUGGUCUAUCUGGGUCCAAAGUUACACGACCUGGGAAAUUCCGUAGCUGUCAAGAUGGAUAUGCUGUGAGAUCUUCUCUUAAGGCAGAAGAUGGAAUCUUAUAUCCUCUUGAAAAAGGAUUUUUCUUCUUGCCCAAACCUCCAACACUUAUUCUUCAUGACGAGAUUGACUAUCUUGAGUUUGAAAGGCAUGGUGCUGGUGGUGCGAGCAGUAUGUCUUCUCACUAUUUUGACCUUAUUAUAAAGCUGAAGAGUGAGCAAGAACAUCAGUUCCGCAAUAUUCAGAGGAAUGAAUAUCACAAUCUCUUCAAUUUCAUAAACUCCAAGGGUUUGAAAAUUAUCAACCUAGGAGACACACAGACUACUGGUGGGGUGGCAGCUGUUCUUCAGAAUUCUGAUGAUGAAGCUGUAGAUCCACAUCUUGAGCGUAUUAGAAACCAACGUGAUGCAGGUGCUGGGGGAGAAGAUGACAGUGAUGAAGAGGAUGAAGACUUUGUGGCAGAAAAGGAUGAUGCUGGAUCACCAACUGAUGAUUCAGAUGAAGAGGGAUCGGAUGCAAGUAAAAGUGUGGAAGAACAAGAAAAACCUCAAAAGAAAGAAGCAAAGAAAAAAGACACAGUUACCUCCAAAUCUACUGCCACUAAGAAGAGGAAGGAUGAUGAGGAAGGGGGAGGGAAGAAAAAGAAGCAACAUAGAAAGAAAGAUCCAAACGCUCCCAAAAGGGCUAUGUCUGGGUUCAUGUUCUUUUCCCAAGUUGAAAGAGAGAAUGUCAGAAAGAGCAACCCUGGAAUGGCAUUCACUGAUAUUGGAAGGGCUCUUGGAGAUCGAUGGAAAAAGAUGUCAGCGGAGGAGAAGGAACCUUAUGAAUCAAAGGCCAAGGCUGAUCAGAAAAGAUACAAAGAAGCAAUGGCUGAUUACCGAGGUGGUGCAGCUAAUAAUGGAGCAGACAGUGAUUAGAUUAGUGGACACUGAAGUUUUUAUGAACAAAACUAGCUUUAUAGGCCUCUGUAUAAAUUUUGUAGGUUUUUAAUGUUUCAGAGGUCUAUAUAUUCUCUGGGCAUUGUUUUAAAAAAAAUGGCAGAGAAUAGUGUAAGUUAAUUAUGCAGCAGGCAAAGCUUAUAAAAUAGAUGUACAUUGGAAUUGUUCUCAAGCAUUGAUCCUUACCCUUUGAUUGGAAGGGACAAAUGUAUCUUCCUCAUCCAAUGGAAUCAGGAUAAUUUAAGAUUUUAAUCAGCGUACUGUACUGGAUCAUUCCUUUCCAAUACUUAAGCUUUUAAUGUGCUUAUUAGAAUCACGGGAAAAAAAAGAAUUCAAGCUGCAUAUUUUAAUAGUAAAUAA